Messenger RNA from Ipomoea nil (Japanese morning glory), 1781 nucleotides. Its product is annotated as two-component response regulator ARR14-like. Gene Ontology annotation, molecular function: DNA binding. Lineage: Eukaryota; Viridiplantae; Streptophyta; Magnoliopsida; Solanales; Convolvulaceae. Gene Ontology annotation, biological process: cytokinin-activated signaling pathway; phosphorelay signal transduction system. The transcript has 5 exons. The coding region runs from base 1 to 1623 and encodes 540 amino acids. The record is from RefSeq and is a predicted model, not a curated record.
AUGUGGAGAUUACCAGAAUACCAAAUCAAUAACCCUUAUGUUAACAUUCCAAUGGCUUCCCAUCAUAGGGUAACAAAUGGUAUACAUGUGCUACUGUCUGAUCAUGACCACAAAUUUCUUGCAUCAACGGUUGAGAUGCUCAAGCGACAUUUUUACAAAGUGACAGUGGUGGAUUGUGCUUCUGAUGCACUUUCAGUCCUUUCCCAGAAAGAACAGAAAUUCGAUGCUGUGAUUGCAAACAUUAAUUCACCUGAUAUGCAAGGGUUUAAGCUUCUCCGCCAGGCUGUGAGCAUGGAUUUGAUAGUAAUCUUAUUGUGUGAUGAAGAAGAAGCAGAGAUGGCGGUUAGGCUUAUAGAGCACGGAGCCUUCCUCCUCCUGCAAAAACCAAUGUGUCAAGAGACGUUGAAGAACUUGUGGCAGCAUGUUGUGAGGGAAAGGAAUUUGCAAAGAGGAAAGGAGAUGAUGUUAAUGGAGAAAAAUAACAGGGAAUUAGCUGUGAUCAACAAUGGCGGGGGCGGGGCUGAUAGGGGUAAGGGAGUGAGGGUGGAAGAAAAUGAGAACUACGAGAUGAGCUAUAGGGGGAAGGGGAAGAGGACUCGGCAGCAGCAGAGCUUGAACGAGUCAACUCAGAUGAUGAUGAAUCCGGGCUUGGCUAGGGUUAAGCGGAAGACGUGCACGGAAUGGACUGUGGAGCUUCAUGAGAAGUUCAUGAAUGCUGUUCAUCAGCUUGGAGAUGGAAGGUGUUAUCCGAAGGAAAUUCUGGAGCUGAUGAAUGUGCCUGGGCUAACAAGGAUGCAAGUCGCAAGCCAUUUGCAGAAAUGCCGCAAUGAUAACUGGAGAGCUCCGGAGGAGCGAAGAGCUCCGCCGACGUCCAGCGCGUCGCUGGCGAGUGAAUCCGCGUCCAGAAAUGAGCAGCGGAGGUUCGGUACGAUGCCCAGGUUAACCGCAGCUGCAGCUGCAGCUGCAGCUGCGGCGGCGGCGGCGGCAGGGAACUCCCAGACCGAACGCCAACAGCUGGAAAGCACCACCUCGCCGGAAGUUCAGUCCUCGCAGUCCAACGGUUCGGGGAGAGGAGACAGCUCCCAGACCCAAAUUCACCGCCAGUAUCUGACCAUCGGAGACGUCUCCAAGCUCGAAUCCUCUUCUCCCCCGAGCAUCGUGCGCCCCGUCGCCGCCUCCACCUCCGCCGCCGCCGCCGCCAUCGCCGCCGCCGUCGCCACCUUCGACGCAACGUCCGGCCAAGCCUCAAUUGUUGGGAGCCUUAAUUACGGCAGCGGAGGAGGUCUGCAAGGACUCGGUGGUGGUAGUGGUGGCGGUGGUGGGAGUUUGUUCGGCAACAAAGACAAUUUCUCUGAUAACCCCAGCAACACCACCACCGGUGACGACUCAUACGCCACUCCCCCACCGCCCCGCCUCCGCACGCUUCAGUCGGAAGAAUUCUUCACCUUUGACGUGGAUUAUGAAUAUCUGAUUAAUGGUUUCCCCGACAACAAUGCUCGUCAGGGAGGGGUUGGACUGCAGGCCCCUAACCACAACAACACAUCCUUCAACAUUGGGCAGAGGCAGGAAGCUAAUAAGGCCCAAACUUCAGAGAUGAUGAACGUUGCAAAGAUGAGUCCUUGAAGACUGCAUCUGGAAGCAACGGAAGAUAAUAAUGAAGAUGACAUGCAUGCAUGCAUGCAUGAAUAAUCUUCUUUGAUUCUCUGUUUCUUUGUUGUUUAAUUUUAAUUCCUGCAAGACAUUAGCCAGCAAAUGGCAGUUAUGUUUUAUAAUUUGCUGUU